AGGAAAGGAAGAAGGGGGCGGAGGCCCCUCGAGGCUUUUGUGCCCGGCCGGCCGCCCGCGCAGCUCGCGCUCUCCGCGCCAGGCCCGGGGGAGAGAGGACGCUCCGGGGCCGCCGCCGGGCUCGCACGUGCACGCUCUCCGCCGGCCCGAGGGCACGAAACCCGCCACGGAGGAGGCACGCAGGCCCCGCCGCGGCACCUCGCCCCCCGCCUCCCGGCAGCCCGCCGCCGCCGCCGCCGCCGCCGCCGAGCCCGCCGCACCAACCCGGAGGAGAGCCCGGAGCGCGGAGGGGCGCGCGAGGUCUCUUCCUGAUGGCUGACUCCAAGCCACUCCGCUCCCUCGAUGGGGACACCAUGGCUGCAGAAGCUUUGCUCCGGGAUGUGUUUGGGAUUGUCCUGGAUGAGAUCAUCCGGAAAGGCACCAGUGCCUCAGAGAAGGUGUGUGAGUGGAAGGAGCCAGAGGAGCUGAGGCGGCUGCUGGACCUGGAACUUCGGAGCCAGGGGGAGUCCCAGGAGCAGAUCCUGGAGCGCUGCCGGGCGGUGAUCCGAUACAGUGUGAAAACCUGUCACCCCCACUUCUUCAACCAGCUCUUCUCAGGGUUGGACCCCCAUGCUUUGGCCGGUCGCAUUGUCACUGAGAGCCUCAACACCAGCCAGUACACGUAUGAGAUCGCCCCUGUGUUUGUGCUCAUGGAAGAAGAGGUGCUGAAGAAGCUCCGCGCCCUGGUGGGCUGGAGCUCUGGGGAUGGGGUCUUCUGCCCUGGUGGCUCCAUCUCUAACAUGUACGCUAUGAACCUGGCCCGCUAUCAGCGCUAUCCGGACUGCAAGAAGAGGGGCCUCCGGGCACUGCCACCCCUGGCCAUCUUCACAUCCAAGGAGUGCCAUUACUCCAUAAAGAAGAGUGCGGCUUUUCUGGGACUCGGCACCGACAGUGUCCGGCUGGUCAAGGCGGAUGAGAGGGGGAAAAUGAUACCCGAAGAUCUGGAGAGGCAGAUAAGUCUGGCUGAGGCUGAGGGUGCUGUUCCCUUCAUGGUCAGUGCCACCUCUGGCACGACUGUGCUGGGGGCUUUUGACCCACUGGAAGCCAUUGCAGAUGUGUGCCAGCGUCAUGGACUGUGGUUCCAUGUUGACGCCGCCUGGGGCGGGAGCGUCCUGCUAUCACAGACACACAGGCAUCUCCUUAACGGGAUCCAGAGGGCUGACUCGGUGGCCUGGAAUCCCCACAAGCUCCUCACAGCAGGCCUGCAGUGCUCAGCUCUUCUUCUCCAGGACACCUCGAACCUGCUCAAGCAGUGCCACGGCUCGCAGGCCAGCUACCUGUUCCAGCAGGACAAGUUCUAUGACGUGGCGCUGGACACGGGGGACAAGGUGGUGCAGUGUGGCCGGCGUGUGGACUGUCUGAAGCUGUGGCUCAUGUGGAAGGCACAGGGCGGGCAGGGGCUGGAGCAGCGUGUCGACCAGACCUUUGCCCUCGCCCGAUACCUGGUGGAGGAGAUAAAGAAGCGGGAAGGAUUUGAGUUGGUCAUGGAGCCCGAGUUUGUCAAUGUGUGUUUCUGGUUCGUGCCCCCCAGCCUGCGAGGGAAGCAGGAGAGUCCAGAUUACAGGGAAAGGCUGUCCAAGGCGGCCCCUGCACUCAAGGAGCGCAUGGUGAAGGAGGGCUCCAUGAUGAUCGGCUACCAGCCCCACGGGACCCGGGCCAACUUUUUCCGCAUGGUGGUAGCGAACCCGGCACUGACCCAGGCUGACAUGGACUUCCUCCUCAAUGAGUUGGAACGGCUUGGCCAGGACCUCUGAGCCUCUUCCUCCCGGCUGCGGGUCUUGACACCCCCUCUCUCUCACCAUCUUCAUGGGUUCCCUCCCCAUGUGCCCGAGAAUAACCUUUCCAGAAACGAAGGGGCCGUUAACAAUGUUAUAUGCUCUUGCCACUAACUCUCCUGUCAAAUAUUUGAUCAUAGGUGAAAGUUUGAAUACACUAUAGUAUAUCCAUAUGAUGGAAUAUUAUUCUGCCAUUAAAAUCAUGUUUACAAAGAGGACCUUUAUUGAUAGUAGGAAAAUAAUUAUAAUAUAAUGAAAUGUUGAAAAGGGUAGAUAUAAGAUUUUAUACUUAGUAAAUCUCUUUGCUGGGUAAAAACAACAACAUAGGAAUCACUUCCUGCUUCUGGGCCUUUUGGCUAAGGCCAAGAAUAAAGAUACAUAGGAAAAGACCAAGGACCUACAAUAUGCCAAAAUGAUAGUAGUCUUCCACAGGACGGGACUAUAGGUAAUUUAACACUAAUUUCUUAUGCCUUCUGUGCUCUUUUUUUUUUUUUAACUAUAUGAUGAUUAUGUAUUGCUUUUGUAAUGGGAAAAUAAUAAAGUUUAAAUUUCAACUAUA
Molecule: messenger RNA, 2373 nt
Organism: Erinaceus europaeus (western European hedgehog)
Lineage: Eukaryota; Metazoa; Chordata; Mammalia; Eulipotyphla; Erinaceidae
Gene: CSAD
Product: cysteine sulfinic acid decarboxylase
Exons: 15
Coding region: 312-1793 (493 amino acids)
Biological process (GO): carboxylic acid metabolic process
Cellular component (GO): cytoplasm
Molecular function (GO): sulfinoalanine decarboxylase activity; pyridoxal phosphate binding
Source: RefSeq, a predicted model, not a curated record